CAUUCCAUCAUCCUUACUCGCCUCGCCCUCCACCAAAAUCUAUUUAUUCCUAGGCUAUAAAGUAAGGAAAUAUCAAUGGCUCCCGACUUGAACUCACUCCCCCCUUCACGAUCAUCAACUACUUCUCCCUCCAUGUCUCGCACCACUCCAAUUCCAGCUGAACACCCCGCACAUACAAAUGUACGAGGUCAAAGUCCUUCUCCAUCACCGCGUUCUGCAUCCACCUCGCUUCAAGCUGCGGCUGCAGUUAAUGCAGGUCUUCAACAAGAAGAAAACACGAGACGUAUGUUUAUUUUCCUUGCCUUCAAAUAAUCAUAAUACGGAACGGCAGCUAAUUCUAGAGCAGGCUCUUCCACAAGCCGACAACGACAAGCAUCGACAGCAUCACACUCAGGCAGAAGACGAUCAACAGUUCUAAUGAACUUACAAAUGAAUGACCCAACUUUGCCACCUCAAGGAGAGAUUGUUAGUGAAAGUCAAAAUCGUACAGCUAGUCCUAUGUCAUUUACGGGCUCACCUAUCAAUGCAAGCGGUGAUCCUCAUCAUUUCCGCGCGCCUAGUCUUGGUGAAAUACAUCAAGAAUUGGAACAAGAACAGGAAGCUCAAGUGGUAAGCUACAAUUUUAUCCAGGGGUAUACUGAGGAAUUUAAGGUCACUAACUGAAUUUUUUUUCCCUGCAGAAUCGCCUUUUGCAUAUGAUUCGGACUCAACAACAACAACUUCAGCAAUUACAAGCUGCCAGUGGUCAAGCGCAAGGAUCUGCACCAGCCAUAGAUGAAUCUACUCCAACAUCUGAGCGAUCUCUUUCGUUCUCAACACAAAAUAUCCCUCCAAAUGUGACCUCAGCAAUGUCACUUCCUCGAUCACCCAUCACGGCGAUGCAUUCUCGAACUUCCUUCGAUGUUGCACGAGAAAAUCUUCAUCGGCGGUCCAGAACACCUAGUCGAACUGCAUCACCUAGAUUGAGAUCUUCAUCUAUAAGCAAUGAAGGUGGAGAAUCAUGGAAUUUGGGUGGUCGUGAUGAAAGUGCAUACUAUCAAGCAGAAACGCAGACGAUGAUUCGAGAGAAUCAAAUGUUACGUCAGAGAAUACGGGAAUUAGGUAUAUUAAGCUUUAUCAAACAUUGUAUUCACCUCUUCAUACUAAUUAAUGAUAUUUAGAGCGCCAAGUUAGUGAAUUACAUGCAAAUUCCUCCAUAACACACGAACCUGCCACAGCAUCCCAUCUAGUGUCGUCCACCUCUGUUUCUGAAGAAGCAGCACCACUUGCCGCACCAGCAGAUGAGCCAAAACAAGAUUGAAGCAUUAUAAAUACUUUCAACGAUUUAUUUUUAUGUUUGGGAAAGACUGUGGACUAGAGGCGCAACGAAUGGUUCCACAGAUCAAGAGUAUUCAAAUUGUAAACUCUAUAAAAUAUUGGCGUUGGUACGUUUAUGGGAUUGACAGCAAGGAAGCUGUAUGCGGUGCCAAAAGUGUAAGGGGAGGACAUUUCUUAUUCCUAGAAUUCUCAAUAACUCAGACCGUACUGAAUGCUAUUCUCUCGGGACUUUGAAUUUAUUUCGAAAGAUGGA
Molecule: messenger RNA, 1570 nt
Organism: Sclerotinia trifoliorum
Lineage: Eukaryota; Fungi; Ascomycota; Leotiomycetes; Helotiales; Sclerotiniaceae
Source: the annotation of a GenBank genome assembly